This is a messenger RNA of Rhinichthys klamathensis goyatoka, 3512 nucleotides long. It is a transcript of the gene hcn2b, whose product is annotated as hyperpolarization activated cyclic nucleotide-gated potassium channel 2b. Gene Ontology annotation, biological process: potassium ion transport; transmembrane transport. The coding region runs from base 169 to 3084 and encodes 971 amino acids. Gene Ontology annotation, molecular function: voltage-gated potassium channel activity. The transcript has 8 exons. Gene Ontology annotation, cellular component: membrane. The record is from RefSeq and is a predicted model, not a curated record. Lineage: Eukaryota; Metazoa; Chordata; Actinopteri; Cypriniformes; Leuciscidae.
GAGCUUGCGAUGCGUUUCCAGGUAAGGGAGUGAACGCGUGCAGCCAUAGCAACGCUCCUGGUGUAGUUGUGUGUGGUGACACUGGGACGCGGAGUAAAGCCACUAACUGCCCACGUCUGCGCUUUCGAAAUCUGGCGGCGUCAGGGUUCAUCUCAAAGCAACCCCGUCAUGGACGAAGCGGAGGACGGAGAUGAAGACCACAAAGAGAUCCUUGACCCUUCCUUCAGGAUGAUGAAGAGUGUGGCACCAGGAGGGGGAGCAACGAGCAGGAUCUCCAACAACAAGGACUUCGCCUCGGUCUCAUGUGGACGCAGCACGGAAUCCACCGCGCUCCUCAGUCACGGAAAUGUUUCCAGGAGCGGGUUUGACGACGAGGAUGGCACCGGAAUGAGAUGCGUUAUCAACGGAGACUGCCGAAGACACGACAGCUUGUCCUCAGUCCUCUCCAAGCAGGAGAAGCAGACAGGUGGAGGCUUCCCAGCAUCUGCAUGUCACUCCAGCACCUCCAGCAUGGACGGCUCGGUCACUCCUGCCCCGACCGCCGACAAGAAGGACUCCAGGGUUUCCUUCUCCAACGCCCCCCCUGCCCACGGACCGAGCCCGAACCAGCCGGACCAUUCUGUGGGCUUCCCCAAGUCUGAGGAUGGCCAGAUCUCGGCAGAUGAUGGGGAAACCAGGGACAAUCAAACUUACAUGCAGAGGCAGUUUAGCGCCAUGCUACAGCCCGGGGUCAACAAAUUCUCCCUGCGUAUGUUUGGGAGCCAAAAGGCUGUGGAGAAGGAGCAGGAACGAGUCAAAUCCGCUGGCAACUGGAUUAUUCAUCCAUACAGUGAUUUCAGGUUCUACUGGGAUUUCACAAUGCUAAUGUUUAUGGUGGGCAACUUGAUUAUCAUUCCUGUGGGCAUCACCUUCUUCAAGGAGGAGACCACCACCCCUUGGAUUAUCUUCAACGUAGUGUCCGACACGUUCUUCCUCAUGGACCUGGUGCUGAACUUCCGUACAGGCAUCGUCUACGAAGAGAACACAGAGAUAAUACUGGACCCAGAAAAGAUCAAGAUGAAGUACCUGAAGACGUGGUUCGUGGUGGACUUCGUUUCAUCCAUCCCGGUGGAUUAUAUCUUUCUCAUCGUAGAGAAAGGCAUCGACUCUGAGGUUUACAAGACUGCCAGGGCAUUGCGGAUUGUGCGCUUCACCAAGAUUCUCAGUUUACUGCGACUGCUUAGACUGUCCAGACUGAUUCGUUACAUCCAUCAAUGGGAAGAGAUCUUUCACAUGACCUAUGACCUGGCCAGUGCAGUGAUGCGCAUUAUCAAUCUGAUUGGGAUGAUGCUGCUGCUGUGCCACUGGGAUGGCUGUCUGCAGUUCCUGGUGCCCAUGUUGCAGGACUUCCCUUCGGACUGUUGGGUGUCCCUUAACAAGAUGGUGAAUGACUCCUGGAGUGAGCUGUACUCCUUUGCCCUGUUCAAGGCCAUGAGCCAUAUGCUGUGCAUCGGGUACGGACGCCAGGCCCCAGAGAGUAUGUCUGAUAUCUGGUUGACCAUGCUGAGUAUGAUCGUGGGAGCAACCUGCUACGCCAUGUUCAUUGGCCAUGCCACCGCCCUCAUACAGUCGUUGGACUCUUCCCGGCGCCAGUACCAGGAGAAGUACAAGCAAGUCGAGCAGUACAUGUCUUUCCACAAACUUCCGGCCGACUUCCGGCAGAAGAUCCACGACUACUAUGAGCACAGAUACCAGGGCAAGAUGUUCGAUGAGGAAAGCAUUUUGGAAGAACUGAACGAGCCAUUAAGAGAGGAAAUAGUCAACUUCAACUGCCGGAAGCUGGUGGCGUCCAUGCCGCUCUUCGCCAACGCAGAUCCCAACUUCGUGACAGCAAUGUUAACCAAGCUCCGCUUCGAGGUCUUCCAACCAGGAGAUUACAUCGUUCGAGAGGGAACUAUCGGCAAGAAGAUGUACUUCAUUCAGCAUGGCGUAGUCAGCAUCCUGACCAAAGGGACUAUCGGCAUGAAGCUCUCGGAUGGCUCCUACUUUGGGGAGAUCUGCCUGUUGACCCGUGGAAGACGAACCGCCAGCGUGCGGGCGGACACCUACUGCCGACUGUACUCGCUCUCCGUGGACAACUUCAAUGAAGUACUGGAGGAGUACCCCAUGAUGAGGAGAGCGUUCGAGACCGUAGCCAUCGACCGCCUUGAUCGAAUAGGCAAGAAGAACUCCAUCCUGAUGCACAAAGUACAGCACGAUCUUAACACCGGCGUCUUCAACAACCGUGAGAACGAGAUGAUCCAGGAGAUUGUGAAGUACGAUCGAGAAAUGGUUAAACUAGUUAAACAAGGAGACAUGCAGAGGCCCAGGGCCAUGUCCAUGUCCAUGGCUCCUUCAACUCAUGGGAGCAUGUUUGCACCUUCUAGUCAGCCCUCUACAAGUUCUGCCAUUGCUACCCUCCAGCAAGCUGUUGCCAUGAGCUUCUGUCCCCAGAUGGGCAACACUCUAGUGGGUUCUGGGGCUGUCCAGUCACCUCGCAUGGUGCGGCGCUUCCAGGUGGUCCAGAGCCAGACACCCCCAGGCUCCCAGUACUCCACCUUAGCCCUUGCCUCUGCCCUUGCAGGCACACCUGUCCAUACCCCUCUGGCAACUACCGGUCGAACAUUCCAGUAUGGUUCCAGCCCCCCAGGUGCACCCUCAGGCUCCCAGUUAUCCCUUGUACAGCAACAUGUCCCCAGUCCCACACAUCGACCACUGGUUCCCAGGUGCGCUUUAAGCCAAGAUGCCCGUGCCCUAUCCGCCUCCCAGCCAUCCUUACCCCAUGAUAUGGUACAGCCAGUUGCCCCAAGCCCUCCCCAGUCCACCAGAGUCUCUUCCACUUCAAUCGGUCCCCCCCAGAACCUCCCCGUCCCUGCUGGUAUUAGAGGAAGUAUUCCACCAAGAAUGGCACUACCCCACCAAAUGUCUGUAGGUGCAUUUCCUCCUGCCUCCCUCCCCCAGAUGAGACCCAGUUUGGAUUCAGGACUGCCCAAGAAGGAUUCAAUAAUCAGUCUACCAGAAACUGAACAACAUCACAUCAGAUCUAGAUUAUCAUCAAAUUUGUGACCACGAUAGUGUUGGCAGGCUUUGCCUGGGUCAGGAAUGUGUGGACUCUCCUUAACCAAGAACGUUUCCCGACCCCUUGUCACACCUUUGGAUUUUACUCACAGAAUGUAUGUGGUGCGACUGGUUACAAGGGCAAACAAACCCUCAAGACUUGAUAGCAUAAAAUGAAUAUGUCUGUAUCAUUUUUACCACGACCGGGACAUUUCCAUUGUACCUAUGACAUAAACAUCAAUGUAGCUUCCACCCUCACAAUUUGCCUCUUUCAAAUGGUUUUCUUUAUUGUAGCUGCUCACAAAGAUGUACCCACUCCCUUUUAUGUACUGUAGUACAAAUAAUGCAAACUGGUAUGUGUCUGAAUACCGGGACUUAGCAGUUUGCUUCUGAUCACAAUGUAGGAGCUAACUCCCUCUUCUCAACAUGAACCGGCU